AUGGAACAAGGCAACGGCGUUGGUGAUUAUCAUCCGUCAUUGCCGGUGGUUAGGAGGUUGAGAACGAUGGAGUACCUUGGCUCUCCUCCUCCACCAAGACAGUGUCCUCGUUUUCAUUCCAACGACACCAAAUUCUGUUAUUUUAAAAACUACAACAUGAUUCAACCAAGGUAUUACUGUCGGACAUGCAAGCGCCACUGGACUCAUGGUGGCAUUCAACGUGACAUCACCAUUGGCGGCAAGCCCCACAAGGGAAGGAAAUUUAUCAACAUGUACGAGAAUAGGAGGGUUCAACCAACGCCGCCUCAACUCCAACCAUCUUGUCCACGAGCAAAUGUAGCUCCAGUAACUUUCGGUCCUUUGGCGCUUCCUUCGACGGUGACACCUUAUCGUGUCGAAAAUGGGUCUCUCAAUAUGGUAAACCCACUGAGAACUAUUGAGCCCCCAUAUAACUCAAGCCAAAAUUCUUUCCAGCCUACAACUAGGGAUUAUUGUUCAAGGAUAUUAUUGUUCAAGGACCCAGAAUUUCUUUUUGAACAACAAUGA
Ipomoea nil (Japanese morning glory) is the source of this 546-nucleotide messenger RNA. Its product is annotated as dof zinc finger protein DOF4.5-like. NCBI's taxonomy places the organism in Eukaryota, Viridiplantae, Streptophyta, Magnoliopsida, Solanales, Convolvulaceae. The transcript has a single exon. The record is from RefSeq and is a predicted model, not a curated record. Gene Ontology annotation, molecular function: DNA-binding transcription factor activity; DNA binding. Gene Ontology annotation, biological process: regulation of DNA-templated transcription. The coding region runs from base 1 to 546 and encodes 181 amino acids.